UCUGUCUUCCUUGUCAAGCCGGGGAAUGAAAACCGCCCGGCCGGGCGAAAAGGACCCGCCUUUGCUCCUGCUCGCCCCAUAAAUCACGCCGCCCCGCCCAAGACCGACCCAAAAGACUCGUCGAGCUCCCGACUACUUUCCAAGAUGGCCAUCGCGGAGACGGCAGCGGUGGUGACGACGACGACGGCGUCCGAGACGGCGCCCAUGUCCCCGGCCGCGGCGAAGGCCGGGGCGACGAUCGGGCCGGCAGCGAGGCGCGGGUGGCUGCGCCGGCUCGUGCCGCGGGAGUACCUGCCACGGAGCCGCCGGUGGAAGCCCCGCGCUGGCGUCGGUGGCGCUGCGGAGGCCGCGGGCGGGGGCGGGGUGGCGGGCCCGUCGUCGUACCGGAGGCUGGCGUCGUCGCUGUCGCGGUCGCUCCGGUGGAAGCGGAUGCCGGCGCUGCCGUCCCUCAGCCUGCGCGCCGGGUCGGCGUCGGCGGCGCUGGACGAGGUGGCGUUCCGCGUCAUGUACGUCGUGGAGGCCGUCGUGCUAGGCCUCGCGCUCUCCUGCUUCUUCCUCUGCUGCGGCUGCCACAUCUAGCCUGCCGCUAGCGCUAGCUAUGUACUCUGUUACUGUUUGUUUGUUACUUGCUCUCGGUUCUUUGGUUAGUAAUUUUUUCGUUUUGAUCGAUCGACUACUCUGCUGUAAAUUUCCCGCCAUGAGGAAAAACCAUGGAGAAAUUCCCAAUCUGCUCAAGAUGAUUUGCGUCGUU
Molecule: messenger RNA, 751 nt
Organism: Triticum aestivum (bread wheat)
Lineage: Eukaryota; Viridiplantae; Streptophyta; Magnoliopsida; Poales; Poaceae
Exons: 1
Coding region: 145-579 (144 amino acids)
Source: RefSeq, a predicted model, not a curated record